AUGGGCGCCGGCAGCUCCGCCGAGCCGGCCGCCCCGCAGGACGGGGCCGGGGCCGCCACCGAGCCCCCCAGCACUCCCCCGGAGCCGCUGCCCGCAGAAGACGCGGCGGAGCCCCAGCCACCGGCGGAGCCCGCCAAGGCUUUAAAUGCAAGUUUGCCAGUACCUGAUGUUGGUGAAGACAGUUUGAAGGAUGAUGCCUCACCACAGGAGCCACUGCAGCUGGGAGCUGUUACAGCAUCCAAGGAAUCGGGUGGGCAGCAGUCAGAGGUGGCUUCACCGCUCCAAGAACCACCCGGAGAGCAAACAGAGGCUGCUGGAGCAAAUGUUGGACAAACAGAACAUUCCAGUGUAACUGUGAAGGAAGACACUGAAACUAUGGAGACAAAUCCAUCUGACUCGGGCACCACAGACGGUGUAGAUGCUGAGAAGGAGGAUGCUCAAUCAAUUAAGCAGUUGCCAGCUUUGGAAGAAGUUGCAGAAGACCAGGUGGCAGAGCCACAGUCUUAUGAUCUGGGUUUUAAAAAGGUUUUUAAAUUUGUUGGGUUCAGAUUCACAGUGAAGAAGGAAAAGACAGGAAAAUCAGAACCCGUUCAGCUGCUUACUGUGAAAAAGGAAGCAAAGGUCCCUGAAGGAGCUGAUGAUGAAAAAGAAGUUGCCUCAGAAGAAACAGCAGUGCCUGAGGAUGUACUCUCUGCAGAAGACAAUACCAAAGAUACACUGAAAAACGAAAAAACAGAAGAAGAAUCUCCUAAAAUACCAGAAGCAACUGAGACUUGUUCUCAGACAGUUGCCUUAGCCACUGAAACUGCAUCGCCAUUAAGAAAACUUUUUACUCAAGGAUGGACUGGAUUUAGAAAAAAGAAAAGUUUUAGGAAGCCUAAAGAAGAUGAACAACAGUCUCCUGUGAAAGAAGAGGAGAUAGAAAAAGAGGAGACAACAUUAACAACUGAAAUCAGUGAAAGGGAGGAGAAACCUGAGUCUGAGAAGCAAAAUGAAGAGAGAAAUGUGACAGCAGUAACUGUUGAAGCACAUGAAAAGGAGCAAACUGAAGGUGAAAUGCAGGAGUCAGAAGAGACUCUGUCAGCCACAGGAGCAGAAGGAAGUGAAAAGAAAGAGGUAGUCAAGCAUGAUGAGGAGGGGCAAAAAGAGGACCCAGCAGCUGUAAAAGAAAGUGCAGAGGAAAAAAAAGAUGAUCAAGAAAGGAAACUGGUGGAAGUCCCAGAAAAUCUUGGUAAAGAGGAAGAAAAAACUGAAGAAGGAGAGAAAGAAGGUGAGGUGACAGAGAAACCACUAGAAACAAAGUCAGUGGUACCUCUUGUCACUGACAGUGUGAAUGGAAAAGUGACAACAUCCUCAGAAGGCCUACCUGUGGGAGAAAAACUGGAGUCAAUGGAAAAGUGUGAAAGAGAUGACAGAACUGAAAUAGCCUCUGAAGAGACAUGUGAAACAGGGUCUGAGGCAAUGGAAAUUUCUAGUGAUCAGCUUAGAAAAUCUGAAGGAAAACAAGGAAGUAAAAAUGCUCUACUUGGGAAAGAGACAUUAGAUGAAAAAAUGGAGGAAGCAGAAUUAAAAAUGUCACCCACAGCAGAAGAUGUUGCACAGGGAGAAGCUCUGGAUAGAACCACAGAGAAGAAAGAAAGCAAAGAACUACUACUCUCUUCUACUUCUGAGCAAUCCGUUGACACAGAGGAUAAUCAACAGUCAGUCAAACCCGCUGAUGAAGGACUGCAGGGAAAACCUGGCACAGAUACAACUGAUACUGUCAAACCAGAUGAAACAACCAUGGAAGUAACUUCUGAAGAGGCAGCUGGAAAGAAGCCUCCAGAAGGUAUCACAAAUGAAGCAGAACUCCUGUCUUCUCAAGAAAAGACUAAAUUACAAGGUAGCCCUUUGAAGAAACUCUUUACAGGUACUGGAUUGAAAAAGCUGUCUGGAAAGAAGCAAAAAGGUAAAAGAGAAGAAUCUAAGUUAGGGGAACAGGGUGAGCCAAUUCAGCAGUUAUCAGAUUCCCCAGAUAGCCCAGAGGAACAAAAGGGGGAGAGUUCUGCUUCUUCUCCUGAGGAGAUGAAUGAAAUUCCCUCUUUGGAAAAAUCCACAGAAGGAAUGCAGGUCACUGAAAGUGAGGAUGCCACAAUUACAGAUGUGGAGCGAAAAAGAGAAAUUGUUACACCUUGGGCAUCAUUUAAAAAGAUGGUGACUCCCAAGAAACGUGCCAGAAGGCCCUCUGAAAGUGAUAAAGAAGAAGAAAUUGAUAAGACAAAAAAUGUUGCAGUAUGUGCAACUGAAAAUGUUGCUGAUGAAAAUCAGGGAGAAAUACAAGAAAAUGGGAUUGACCAGAAACCAGAGAAAAUUACAGAAGAGCCCAAAAGAAAAGUUGAUACCUCUGUCUCCUGGGAAACUUUUAUAUGUGUAGGUUCUUCAAAGAAAAGAGCCAGGAAGUCAUCAUCAUCUGAUGAAGAAAGCCAAAAAGUAGAAGAGUCUGGACAGAGCAAGGAAACAGCGACAGAUGCAGUUCUUACUAGCUCUCAGGAGAGUGACCAAGGACAAGGGAAUUCUUCCCCAGAACAGGCUGGAAGUCCAUCUGAAAGUGAAGGUAUUUCAACAUGGGAAUCGUUUAAAAGGUUAGUUACUCCAAGAAGGAGAUCCAAAACCAGAAUGGAGGAGAGAAGUGAAGACUCUGUUGUGGAGCAUUCAACAUCGGAUGGUGAGCCUGGAAAAGAUGAAUCAUGGGUUCCAUUUAGAAAACUGAUGCCUGGGCGCAGGAAGAAAAAGUCAGAUGGAAAGCCAGAACCAGCUCAUCUUAAACAAGCGAGAGAAGACAUGGCAGAAACAGCUGAGGAAGAUUCUGAUGUUCCAGCUGUUGUUCCUUUAUCUGAAUAUGAAGCAGCAGAACAGGAGAAAAUGGAAGCUCAACGAGCGAAAGAUGCUGAAGCGACGAGAGAACAAACCUCAGAGGAAGAGAGAGCAGAAAAGGAGACCCUAAAGACGGGGCAAAGAUCUGAAGGGCUGAUACAUGCAGUAGCUGUGGAAGAAGAAAGGGCAGUGAGCAGCAUUGAGGAGAGGUCACCAUCAUGGAUAUCUGCUGCUCUGACAGAGUGCAUUGAGCAGGUGACAGAAGAGGAAGAGAAAGAAACUCAGAAAACAGCUGAACCAGGUGUUACUGUGGAGGAUGCAGUGGUAGCUGCUGAGACAGUGCCAGAGACUAGAAAGGAUGUAAGUGAUGACACCGCAGCAAGUGAGCUGGAGCUAACCUCUGAAGCUGUGACUGCUCUGGAGACAGCAGAAGCUUCCUGUGCUGAAGAAACCAUGGAAGUGUCCCUUGCUGAGGAGACAACUGAGAUGGUUUCUGCUGUUUCACAGUUGUUAGAAACCCCAGAUACUACAGAGGAAGCUACACCAGUUCAAGAAGUAGAGGCCACCGAACAAAAUUUGAAAGAAUUGGACAAACAGACACAAAAAGUUCUUCAUGAAGUUGCUGAAAGAGUAAAAUCAGAUGUAACACAGCCUGUUAGUGAAAGAGCUGUGACAGAAACUAUAAUUACAACCGUACAGGGACCUGAGUCAGAAGUGAAAGGUGCUGCUAAAGAUGGGAAUGUUGUCAGCCAGGAAACCGUUGUGCUUGAACACAGAGAGGAUGGCUCCCAGCCCCAGCAAAGUGCACUGAGCAUUCAGGGCCAAAACGGAGUUGAAGAGAAUGUAUUACCUGAAGGUUCAGCAAAAAGUGUAAUACCUUCUGUGAUGGAAGAAAGCACAGAUGGAUGUCAAGGAUAUGUAGAAGACCAUAAAGAAGUAAAUGAAGUGCAGACGACAACAGAGGAAACUUUAUCACAUGACAAAGAGUUUCACAGCACCAAAGCCAUCACUCCCAAGGAAGAGCUGCUUGCAAACCAGGAGCCUUCAGAGCAAGAGAAACUGCCCAUUACAGAGUUGACACCGGAUGAGACAAGAGAUCAAUGUGCUCCAGAAGGAGAGCCUGCAGUUCAGGACAAGACAGAGGAUGGAACCUCAUCCUUGGGGCUUACAGCUGAAAAGCUUGAAGGAGAGGGCAGAACGCUCACUGAGGGAUCAGAGUGCACAGAAGCAGUUGUCACUGUUAAAACUGAGAAACAAGAUGGAAUUCCUGACUCAGAAGAACAAGUUUGUGCUGAAGGAGUUCCUAGCAGGACACCUGCCCGGAGAGAGGAAGAUGAUGCUGUGCACAAUGGAGUAAAAAGCACAGAAGUCACCGUUCCUGAGGUUCUACUGCAGAGCAAGGGAAAAGCCUCUGCCCUUCCCUCAAAAACAGUUGGCUCAGAAGCAGCUGCAGAUGCUGAGCAGAGCAUGAGCAAUGGGUGUGACAGGGACAUUGCAGCAAAAGAUUCUGUGCCUGUCACAGAGCCACAAUGCAGAGACAAAACAGCUGAAACCCCCUCCAAGAGUGAUGAAGUGGAAGGUGCUGUGCUCAAAUCUGAAACACGGUUGGAGGGCACUUCCAUCGUUGCUGAGGCUCCCGUGCAGAUUAAAGCAGAUGGGGUAUCUAAUUUAUCAUCAGCAUGCCCAGAGAUUGUUGAAAAUGAAAGUGCUGUUAUCACUGAUAAAUGUCCUAAGAAAUGUGAAACACCCAGCAGUUUGGCUGGAGAAGAGACCGUGGGAAAAGGACAAGAACUUGUAGAAACCUUGAACUGUCAAGGUUUCCAGAAAGAAGAUAAGAAAAAUGAGCAAUUGUUGGAUGGAGCCAAAGAAGUAUUUGAAUACGGAAAACAGGAAUCUGUGAGACACGAUGAAUGUUCAACUGCUGUCCAGCAAGAGGAGGGCUCUGGCUCAGCCUUUCCACAGGCUGAAGGCUUGGGGGCUCUGAAAACACCUGUGGCUCUAGCAGCUGCAGCAGGUGGAGAGCAUGUCGUGGCAGAAACUGCGACACGCUCAGACGUGACAGCCAAAACUGUACACUUGGCAACUACUCCAGAGCAAAUGGCUUCUGAGGAGGUCCCAGUUUCUAACACUGACUGUUCAGGCUGUGGGACUGCAGAGCUUGCUGGUGUGGAGGCACCCAAGCCUGGAGUGACUUGUGCUUCCGUGAAUGGAGUAUCAGAGGAGCAAGAGCGGCCCCAGAGCACAGGGCAGGCUGAACACAAUGGCAUUCCUUCCAGUCACAGUCUGUCUCCCAGCCACCCUGAAUUUCAGAAGCAUGUGAUUCAGUCUGUGGUCAUAGAGUCCCAGAGCACAAAAAUUGUGUUGAAUGCCAUCCAGUCAGCUGUCCACAAACUUGCAGAAACAGAAGAGUCGGCUGCCCUCGAGUCAGAGGAGAGCAUUAAGUCCAUAGGGAAAAGCCCAUCAGAUAUAAUUGUACCUGAACUUCUGGGAAGUACACAGGUAGAUCAACAGCUUCCAGUAAAAGAGGAAGAGAUACAGAGUAAGGAACAAGAGCUCAAGCAAACAGGAAUAGUGAAAACUGCUACCUUAACUGAGUCUGCAGAAAUCCAUGCAACUGUGGAAAAAAAGGACAUGCCUUUAAUUUCUGAGAUGCUGAAAGAUGGGCAAAGUCAGAAUUCUUUAACAGUUGUGACAAGCUCUGAAGAAAUUUCAAGGGGAAGUGUGAGACUUCAGAAAUUAACCCUAGAACAAAGUACUUCAGAAGAUUCAACCAAAGACACCCUAGACAUGCACACACCAAAAUUAAGGGAAAAAGAGGUUGGGUACAUUAUGGAAAUCUCAGACCAACAUACAGGACAGCAAACAUGCAGAGAAAGUGAGGAACAACUAUAUCAUCCACCAGUGGAAGAUGGGAAAACACAAAUGUGGGAGGAUGACGGUUGUCAAGAAGGAACAUCUUGUGAUAGACAAAGUCAGAACUCAUUGGCUCUGACGCCUUGAAUAUGUGCUAAGCAUCCAUGUGGCAUGUGGAGAGAUGCCAGUCCUAGAGAACAACUGACAAUCCUGCCACAGAACCAGGAGCUUUAUUCACUACCCUUUAUUCUUGGAUGUUAACAUCUGUUCUUUUGAAGACCUCGCCUUGCCAUUUUUGUUAAAAAACAAUGCCUUUAAUAUUGGCUGUAUCCAUACCUGUGUUCCAUGAAGGUUAUUUGUCUCUGCCCAAAAUAGUCCAUUAAGACUGGAGCUGCACCACUCAGUGACUGGGCAGACCACUAAAAUUUUUGCCAUGGUUAUUACUGUGCCCUCAUUUAAUGUGUGUCCUGACUGUCCAACCUCCUUGAAUCCCUUCACUUGUCCCUGAGUCUCCCUCCCUUGUUUAGCAGUCUCCCUUACCACUCACAUCUUUCCUAGCUGCCUUGAUCUGACCUGUGAAUGGCUGUAGGUGCUACUCAGCUUGUGUGUGAGGGGGAAGAGGAGGGCUGGCUGAUGAGAACACAUGAGACAUCUGGAUACGUCUGUCAAACAGCAGGAACUGGAUCACGCACAAAUUGUUUGAGCAAGGUGCUCAAGUUUGCUGCCUUUCAGUCCCAUUCAGGUAUCUCUGUCCAUCUUUCAGUUGUAUUUGUGCAGGCCUGAUUCAGUCAGAAAUUAUAUCUACAGUGUAGCUUUGAAAGGAGAUGGAAAAUACCCUUCCUCUGUUGUUCCAGACUUCAGGUCUCAGGACUGGACUGUAAUGUAUUGAAUAUUUAUAUGUAUGUCUUAAACCCAGUUCUGAUUUUAAUGUAGAGCGAUGAUACUUCUGUACUGUUUAGGCAUUCCCUUAAAUGAAUAUUGUAGAGUAGCCUGGAGAGGAAAUUGAUACUUAUUGGAGCAGAAAUUGAUAACAUGUAGUUUCCUAUUUAUUGUUCCAGGUUUUUCCCCCUGUAAAAUCUCUCCAAAAAUUUGGCUGUCUUGCUUUGAAUAUUUAUAUGUAUACCCUAAACCCAGUUCUGAUUUUAAUGUAGAACUAUGAUAUUUCUAAUGACAAAAGGAGAGCCCUGACCUGACCCACUGCUCACUUCUACUUGCUGACCUCCCUGGUUUCUGAGAACCCUCCAGACACCACCACUUGUUCUGGUGCCACUUUGUAUCUCACCUCUCUGAUUCCAAGCUCUGCUAAUUUCUGGUGACUGCCCCAUCCAAUGCAAAGCUUUUCCCUGCCCUAUAAUGUCUUAACAUCUUCCCUGCAUACACACUUCCUUCUUUCCCAAUCCCUGCCUGAACUGUUUUCCCACCUCACCAUUUUUUGAAAUUCUCCCCACUCCUGACAAUUCUCUGUCUCUUCUGAGGCAGGAGUAGAAAAGAGGAAAAAAGGGACUUGGUAAUGAGUUCUGCCUUGAAUUUCAAAAAGCUGAUGAGAUUUUUGGGGUCCUGAGGUCUUAAAAAGCUUCAUGAAAGGUGGAUUGGAUUGAGAGCAGGUGAGACCUGAAUGGGUAGGGUGAUAUAAAGAUGCUUAGAAGCCCCAAGAUUGAGAGUCCUGGGAUGUCUGUCCCCAGCAGGAAUUGGUCCUCUCCUUUGUUGUUUACGUUAAAAUCGAAUAAGGGGUACAAGUCAGUACUUUCAGCUCUGAUUUCCAAAGUGAAGGUUACAAUCACACGUUGUGAAACCAAUGCCCAUCAAGUUGAACAAUAACUCACUCUCAUACCUGUAUAGUAAUUUAUUUUAAAAUCAGCUUUAGUGUACAGAUGCUCUUGUUACGGCAGGUGCUGGCCUCUCCUCGAGGCUGCGCGUCCAGCGAGCGAUGUGACUGAUUGCACUGGUGUGAUUGCACCAUCUGGUGCUGCCUGCGUGGAAGCAUCAAAAGAUAUUUCCUUACCUCAGAGCGAAUUAUAUAAAUAUUUAAAGCCAAACAAUGUGGUUUCAAACAAUCCGGUCUAUCUCUGUCCAUUGUUAGUGGCAGCUUUCCCCCUUAGCUUUGGGCGAUUCCAAAAACCUCAGUUGGUUUCCACGCAUUUAGAUUGGCUUGCAAGGUAAUGAUGCUCUUAAUAACACCUCACAAGUGCAAACUUGGCUGAAUUUGUACAAAUUGUAUACCUAUGUACCUUAAGCCAUAUUGCAAUAACUGCAGCAGGUAAAACAAAAUAACAAAAGCAUGACCUGUGUAAUCCUGAUUCUUACGUUUGUAGCUCCAAAGCUGUUAAUAAUAUGUAAAGUUACUUCUUGUCUGAACCUCAUUUAAAUAAAGCUAGCUUUACCACAAUGUAAAUUGUCUGUUGGUAGUAAUUGAGCAGGCAAGGGCUUUUAACUUGCCUGUUCUCUCCAUUAAUCCAGGGCCUAGGUAAGCAAUGCAACAAACCUAACUAUAAAACAAAUACAAAAUCUUCUUUUUAUAACUGACAGCUAAAAAUACCUGCUGCAUCCAAAACCACGCUAAUGGUGCAGGGAGCAUGUCUCCACAAAAAGACACUACUUUGUUCCAGUGUAUUGCUUUGGCCUCUGAAACUCUCCUUGAGACUGUGACUUCUGGCUUGUGCUUAAAAGCUUGAAGCUUCCUCUAAUCCAAUGUAUUGGGUUACUAAAUUUGAUUUUGUGUUUUUAAGGUAGAUUUCAUUGAUUAAAUAAAAUGCAACUACAAAUUUGUUCUAA
Molecule: messenger RNA, 8478 nt
Organism: Melospiza melodia melodia
Lineage: Eukaryota; Metazoa; Chordata; Aves; Passeriformes; Passerellidae
Gene: AKAP12
Product: A-kinase anchoring protein 12
Exons: 5
Coding region: 1-5853 (1950 amino acids)
Biological process (GO): signal transduction; regulation of protein kinase C signaling
Cellular component (GO): cytoplasm
Molecular function (GO): calmodulin binding; protein kinase A binding
Source: RefSeq, a predicted model, not a curated record